UCGGAGGAAGCCGCUGCUUCAUAUCCGAUCAUCAAAUCGACGGUCAGUAUUGUCCAAGAGACAAAAUAACCCCUUCUCUCUUCUCAUCACAGCCAUUAAAAGGUAUCAUAUUCCGUUGUCUAGGGUUCGAUUGAAACGUUGCCUAUCUAAUAUUAGGGCAAGGGCGAAACAAUCCUCCCAUAAAAUGCAUGUGAAGAUCCCCAAUUUCUAGAUCCUUCUCGAUGCUUUCAAAGUUACUUGUGAUAUCUAAAGCUUGAGGAGAUAUUAUUUUCCGACUUGUUUUUAUUAAUAUAUUUUUUUUGGAGGAAGACGUGAUGCCACGGACUUUAUCACGUUCACCUUCAUACAGGCGGAGAUAUUCACCAUCCCCUGUUGGCCACAGGUAUAGCAGGAGAAGCAGAAGGGAUCGGAGUCGUUCCCCAUAUUCCUAUUCUCAUGGCAGGCGGAGAAGUCGUUCCCUUUCUCCACGACGGCGCAAAAGUAGGUCACCAUCUCCUAGACGGCGUAAAAGUCGUUCUCCUACACCAAAGAGACACAAGAGACAAAAAAGUAGGAGUAUCACAAGGUCUCCUAUACACAAGUCUCGAAGUCCAAGCCUUGGAUCGACAGAGCGCAAGAGUGCAAUUGAGAAAUUGCGAAAGGAAGAUGAAGAAAAGAAAAGGCGCCAACAGGAGGCGGAGCUGAAACUAUUAGAAGAGGAAACCGCACGUAGGGUGGAAGAAGCUAUUCGAAAAAAAGUUGAGGAGAGCUUGAACUCUGAAGAGAUCAAGCUAGAAAUACAGAGGCGAAUAGAUGAAGGUCGUAAAAGACUGCUUGAUGAGGUUGCAGCUCAACUUGAAAAAGAGAAGGAAGCUGCUCUUAUUGAAGCAAGGGAGAAAGAGGAACAAGCACGGAGAGAGAGGGAGGAGCUGGAUAAAAUGCUGGAGGAGAACCAGCGGAGAGUGGAAGAGGCCCAGAGAAGAGAGGCUUUAGAACAGCAGCAGAAAGAGGAGGAACGAUACCGGGAGUUGGAACGAAUCCAAAGGCAAAAGGAAGAGGCCAUGCGGAGGAAGAAAAUGGAAGAGGAGGAAGAACGGGAGAAUCAGAAAAAGUUGUUGGGUAAGAACAAAUCACGCCCCAAGCUGUCAUUUGCAAUUGGUUUGAAGUGAAGCGAUGGUUUUCAACUCUCCUCCAUGUUUGCUUCCUCUAUAUACAUAAAAUCGAAGGUCUUGAAGGUGGAUUUGGAUCCCACUGCUUUGUUCAUUUACCUUGGAUUACAGAAAUCAGCAAAAACAUGUUUUUUCAUGUACCUGCGUUGAAUAGAUACAAUCUCGGCUGUCUUCUAAUGGCUUGAUAACAGUUGGCAAAGCAGUAUUGUAGUUAUUAAUCCUUAUUCAGACAGUUUUUCUCGUG
Molecule: messenger RNA, 1392 nt
Organism: Magnolia sinica
Lineage: Eukaryota; Viridiplantae; Streptophyta; Magnoliopsida; Magnoliales; Magnoliaceae
Exons: 5
Coding region: 315-1148 (277 amino acids)
Cellular component (GO): mitochondrion; nucleoplasm
Molecular function (GO): cadherin binding
Source: RefSeq, a predicted model, not a curated record